Messenger RNA from Adineta ricciae, 1128 nucleotides. Lineage: Eukaryota; Metazoa; Rotifera; Eurotatoria; Adinetida; Adinetidae. The record is from the annotation of a GenBank genome assembly.
AUGUUAGACCAAUCCAGUGAGUCGUCACUAUCAAAUACAAAACAGAUUCCGUUGAAAUGCGCAAUUUGUGAUGAACCUGCUCGUGGCAUUUAUUUCGGUGUUCUUUCAUGUCCAUCAUGUAAAAUGUUUUUCCGACGGAAUGCUGAGAAAAAAAUCCAAUGUUACCGUAAUAAUCAAUGUAAGAUCAAUAUCACCAAUCGUCAUAUUUGUGCUGCAUGUCGAUUAGCGAAAUGUUUUCAAUGUGGAAUGGACAUGAACUUGUUUCGUAAUCCUUCUUCUACCAAAACGAGAACCAAAAAAUCAGUACAAGUUACUUCUUUGGUCAAAUCAUACGAACCACAAAUGUUACCAACAUUGAAUAUUCUACGAGCGGAUACGUCAAGAUUGAAUAAUGAUGAAUGGACUCUUCUUUCCAAUUUGGUACAUAGUUAUGAUGAACGAAAGGUUCUUCCUGUCUGUGAAAGUUUAUAUAAAGACGAUGAAAGUUUACAAUUAAUGCAACCAGCAAAUGAAACAUUGAUUAAACAAUUCUUUAUGUUACUUUACGAAACAACGGAAUUAUGUCUUCGUUCAAACGGUGAUCUUCGGCAUUUAGCAUACAAUGAUCGUUUAGUUUUGCUUCGUACAGGUGCAGAUUCAAUUGCUUGUUACGGUGGAGUAUUUUCAAUGUAUCAAUUUCAAUUGAACAUUUGUCGAUCUUUCUUGAAAGCACUUUUUCGAAUCUAUGGAGAACAUAGUCUUUAUCUCACAUUAAAUUCAAUCAAAUUUAUCGAUCAUGACAUUGUGCUCAAUAAAAUAGCAUGUUUGUUGUUACUUUUCACUAGAACGACUUGUAUAUUUUCACCAACAGCGCUAUCCUCGGAUCAAAUGAACACAAAUGUCAUUUUUAAAAUUCAAAAUCAAUAUGCAGAUGUCACAUGGAAAUAUCUUUUGUAUAGAUAUGGUCAUUGCGAAGCUGUUCAAAGAUUUACGAAUUUGAUUCAAUCUCUUUUGGCUGUUAUUCAAAUGAUGUCACAAGUUCAAAGUGUUCAAUCACAUGUCAAUGAUAUCGAAAGAAUUGUGGAAAAUACAGAACUCGAAUUUAUUUUAGAAGAUAUUGAGCAAUUUAAUGACAUAAUCACACCUUAA